Molecule: messenger RNA, 630 nt
Organism: Knipowitschia caucasica
Lineage: Eukaryota; Metazoa; Chordata; Actinopteri; Gobiiformes; Gobiidae
Source: the annotation of a GenBank genome assembly
AUGCCAUCUUUGGGGCUACAGAUCCUGGGCAUCGGCCUGGCUGUCCUGGGCUGGCUCGGCAAUAUUCUCAUCUGCAUGCUACCGAUGUGGAAGGUGUCUGCGUUCAUCGGGAACAACAUUGUGGUGGCGCAGACGAUCUGGGAAGGCUUGUGGAUGACCUGCGUGGUCCAAAGCACGGGUCAAAUGCAGUGCAAAGUUUACGACUCUCUCCUGGCGCUACCCACGGAUCUGCAAGCCGCUCGAGCCAUGGUUGUCAUCGGCAUCUUGUUUGCGUUUUUUGGGUUACUGCUGUCCAUUGUGGGGGGCAAAUGCACCACGUGUAUUGGUGAGAAGGGAGCCAAAGCACGGGUGGCGAUCUCUUCCGGCGUUUUCUUCUUUUUGAGUGGAGCUCUUUGCCUCGUGACGGUGUCGUUGCCCGCGAAUACCAUCGUCAAGGACUUCUACAACCCUUUGGUCCCAGAUGCGCAGAGGAGAGAGCUGGGAGCCUGCCUGUAUUUGGGAUGGGGGGCCUCGGGACUCUUGCUGAUUGGAGGGGCCCUGCUAGCUUGUCAAUGCCCCAGCAGAGAGAAGCGAUACAAUGGACCCGCCUUUGUCCCCAAGUCCACCUCGCCUGAUAAAGAGUUUGUCUGA